UGUAUCCUUGCGCCAUGCGAGUCCUUCGGCCGAGUGUGUCGGCUGGGCGCCUCCUCGUCCUCUGGCUGCGGCUCCCCCUGCGGCCGCCCGGACGCCGGCUGUCGAGCGGGCGGGCGACGGCGGCCGGCGCCCUGGAGCGGGCCAUGGACGAGCUGCUGCACCGUGCGGUGCCCGCGAUGCCGGCCUACGGGCUGCGCGAGAAGACGCCGGCGCCGGCGGAGAACCAGUGCGCGGACUUCGUGAGCUUCUACGGCGGCCUGGCUGAGGCGGCCGAGCGCGCCGAGCUGCUGGGCCGCCUGGCGCGGGGCUUCGGCGUGGACCACGGCCAAGUGGCCGAGCAGAGCGCCGCCGUGCUCCAGCUGCUCCAGCAGCCGCGGGAGGCGGCCGUGCUCCUGCAGGCAGAGGACCGGCUGCGCUACGCGCUGGUGCCGCGCUACCGCAGCCUCUUCCACCACAUCAGCAAGCUGGACGGCGGCGUGCGCUUCCUGGUGCAGCUGCGGGCCGACCUGCUCGAGGCUCAGGCCCUCAAGCUGAUGGAGGGACCGCACGUCCGGGAAAUGAACGGGGUGCUGAAAAGCAUGUUCUCAGAAUGGUUUUCUUCCGGGUUCCUGAACCUGGAGCGGGUCACCUGGCGUUCACCGUGCGAAAUGCUGCAGAAAAUCAGUGAGGCUGAGGCUGUGCAUCCCGUUAAAAGCUGGGCGGACAUGAGACGGCGCGUGGGGCCCUACAGAAGGUGUUACUUCUUCUCUCACUGCUCGACCCCGGGGGAGCCCCUGAUCAUUUUGCACGUGGCCCUGACCAGUGAGAUCGCCAGCAGCAUCCAGACCAUCGUAGUGAAGGAGAGCCCCGCGUCGGAGACAGAGGAGCGGGACAGGAUCACCACGGCCGUCCUGUACUCGCUGAGCCUGACGCAGCAGGGGCUGCAGGGCGUGGAGCUGGGUGCCUUCCUCAUCAAGCGGGUGGUGAAGGAGCUGCAGAAGGAGUUUCCUCACCUGGGGACGUUUGCAAGUCUGUCCCCUAUCCCCGGGUUCACCAAGUGGCUUCUGGGGCUGCUGAAGUCAAAAGCAAAGGAUCAUGGGAGGAACGAACUGUUGACAGAUUCAGAGUGUAAAGAAAUCUCCAAGAUCACGGGCGGUCCCGUGAAUGAGACCCUCAAGACCUUUCUCAGCAGCAGCGAGUGGGUCCAGUCUGAGCAGCUGGUCCGGGCGCUCCAGGCCCCCCUGAUGCGGCUCUGCGCCUGGUACCUGUACGGGGAGAAGCACCGGGGCUACGCCCUGAACCCCGUGGCCAACUUCCACUUGCAGAACGGGGCCGUGAUGUGGCGCAUCAACUGGAUGGCCGACGUCAGCCCCAAGGGCAUCAUGGGCUCAUGUGGCCUCAUGGUCAAUUACCGCUACGUCCUGGAGGACACGGCCACCAACAGGACCACCUACCUCAGCUCCAAGAGCAUCAAGGCUUCGGAGCAGGUCCUCAGCCUGGUGGCCCAGUUUCAGAAGAACAGCAAACUCUAAAUCACCUUUGCUGAAGCCAAUGUCCCCGGCUUGGAAGAGGAUAAUUUUCCGAGGGGUCGGGAAUGGGGUUAUAUACCCAAAGGAGCUUCUGGAGUGAACCAGACUUGAACUGUG
This is a messenger RNA of Lipotes vexillifer (Yangtze River dolphin), 1625 nucleotides long. RefSeq names its product malonyl-CoA decarboxylase (gene MLYCD). Bases 15 to 1511 code for a protein of 498 amino acids. Gene Ontology annotation, molecular function: malonyl-CoA decarboxylase activity. The transcript has 5 exons. Gene Ontology annotation, cellular component: mitochondrial matrix; peroxisomal matrix. Lineage: Eukaryota; Metazoa; Chordata; Mammalia; Artiodactyla; Lipotidae. The record is from RefSeq and is a predicted model, not a curated record. Gene Ontology annotation, biological process: malonyl-CoA catabolic process; fatty acid biosynthetic process; acetyl-CoA biosynthetic process.